UCGAGUUUAAAGUAAGGAACUUCAAGUAUGUUAGGACCCUUGAAUUCAGGGAGGCGGGGCUAAUGAAACUGUAGUAGUGUACGCCCUUUACCUCAACACAACUGUUGACAACGCCACCUUGCUGGACGUGGCGGAAGAAGUCCUAAGGAUGGAGAGAGAUGGUCGUAUAAUCAUUGGCGGCAAGAUGUACAACAUUACUCACUACACUGGAAUCUUUCGGACCUUCAAUGCAACUUUCUCAGGAACUGACGAUGUCGACUGGUGCAGUCAACCUUUGCUGAACUCCUGUACCUCAAACAACAGCAGCACCCAGUCAACCAACAGGGUCUGUGUCGAUGGUGGACUGCGAUACAGGUGUCAGUGCCAACGUGGAUUUGAAGACAUCGAUGGACGGUGUACAGUGCCCUCUGUGUGCCCCAACAACACCUUCGGGACCAACUGCAGUCAGUGUCAGUGCAACGUCACCAACACUGUGUCAUGUGACAAUGUCACCGGCAACUGUACCUGUGAUCAAGGAUGGACAGGUGCCACGUGUGACACAGACGUCGAUGAGUGUGUCACGGACGCACUCAGCUGCAGUGACCCGCAUGACACCUGCUCCAACAUGGCGGGUGGAUUUACCUGUGUGUGUGAUGACGGCUAUGAACGGGAUUCCGACAACACCUGCAGGGAACUGAAGAAAAUUCCUGUGCGGAUGACACUGCCAGCAAGUGUCAACUUCUCUGCUGAAGAGCUGGACAACAGGUCAUCACCUGCAUUCCAGGCUGUCAGUGACGUGCUCGUGCCACAGUUGUGGCUGUCAUUGGGCCCCGCAGCAGAGCAGGUUCAAUCCAUCACCAUCACUAAGAUAAGCUUGGGAAGUAUCAUAGUCGAGUUUGAAAUACUCAUGAAGAACCUGACUUAUUCAGAAGAUGCAUCUGUGGUCUACAAUGCAGUGUCCAGGUUCUCUGAAGCCACGUAUAACAUCAGUGGACAGGUGUGCCAGGCCACCAACUUCUCCGUUAAUGACACACAGGUUAACAACCCUUGUGAUGUGUUCAUCGCCUUGAAAUACUGCAGCUCAAACGAGUUUUGUCAGGUUUCCAACAGAAUCCCCACAUGCGUCCAGUGUCCGUGCAAUGCCACCAACACUGCACUGUGUGACCCCGUCACCGGCAACUGCACCUGUAAGGACGGGUGGACAGGUGCUACGUGUGAUGAAGACAUAGAUGAGUGUUUGACAUCUCCCUGCAGUGGUCCCUAUGCCAUAUGCAUGAAUACCUUGGGUACAUAUACCUGUCUUUGUGUGGACGGCUAUUACUUAAAUGCUUCAAACCUUUGUCAAGAAUGUACCAACAACACCUACGGGUCUAACUGCAGUAGCAAGUGUCUGUGUGACCUCGCCAACACUGUGUCAUGUGAUCACGUGACUGGCAACUGUACCUGUGAGACAGGAUGGACAGGUGCAACUUGUGACCUGGAUGUAGACGAGUGUUUAGCUAAUGUAUCAAUCUGUAACGGUCCUCACGAGGUGUGUAACAACACAUUAGGGGGACACGACUGUCUGUGUGUGGACGGCUAUCAGAAGAACGGCAACAACACCUGCACAGCAUGCACCGCGGGAACCUUCGGGAAAGACUGUUCCUCCCUUUGUACCUGCAUCACCCACAACACUGUCAACUGCAGCAACGUUGACGGCGCCUGCACGUGCCAAAGCGGGUGGAAUGGAACGAGAUGCGAGCAAGACAUCGACGAGUGUGCACUCAGUCAACCACCUUCUUGUGUGGCUAACUCUACCUGCUCUAACACCAACGGCAGCUACCUGUGUGUGUGCGACACUGGCUACUUGUCACUGCCAGACGGCAACUGUACAGCCUGCACUGGCAACACAUUCGGUGCUAACUGCAGUGAGCAUUGUGAGUGCAACAUCACCAACACCGUGUCCUGUGACCACGUGACAGGAAGUUGUAACUGUAAGAAAGGAUGGGACGGUGUGACGUGUGACGUACGUGACCUGUGUUCUAAUGUGACGAGCAACUGUACGGGAGACAAGGAGCGAUGUAACAACACUGAGAACGGCCCCGAGUGUGUGUGUGAGGACGGGUAUCACUACAACGCUUCCGGCGUGUGUGUGGUAUGUGCCAACAACACCUAUGGGGCUAACUGCAGUAGCCAGUGUCUGUGUGACGUCACCAACACUGUGUCAUGUGAUCAUGUGACUGGCAACUGUACCUGUGAAGAAGGAUGGGCAGGUGCAACCUGUGACCAGGAUGUAGACGAGUGUUUAGCAAAUGUAUCAAUCUGUAACGGUCCUCACGAGGUGUGUAACAACACAUUAGGGGGACACGACUGUCUGUGUGUGGACGGCUAUCAGAAGAACGACACCGACACCUGCACAGCUUGCACCGAGGGAACCUAUGGGAAAGACUGUUCCUCCAGGUGUACCUGCGUCACCCACAACACUGUCAACUGCAGCAACGUUGACGGCGCCUGCACGUGCCAAAGUGGGUGGAAUGGAAGCAGAUGCGAGCAAGACAUCGACGAGUGUGCACACAGUCAACCACCUUCUUGUGUGGCCAACUCUACCUGCUCUAACACCAACGGCAGCUACCUGUGUGUCUGCGACACUGGCUACUUGUCACUGCCAGACGGCAACUGUACAGCCUGCACUGGGAACACAUUUGGUGCUAACUGCAGUAAGCAGUGUCGGUGUAACUUGACCAACACCGUGUCCUGUGACCACGUGACAGGAGAUUGUGACUGUAAGAAAGGAUGGGACGGUGUUGCGUGUGACGUACGUGAUCUGUGUUCUAAUGUGACGAGCAACUGUACGGGAGACAAGGAGCGAUGUAACAACACUGAGAGCGGCCCCGAGUGUGUGUGUGAGGACGGGUAUCACUACAACGCUUCCGGCGUGUGUGUGGAAUGUUCAACGGGAACUUACGGAGGAAACUGUUCUUCAACUUGCACCUGCAUCACCAACAACACUGUCAACUGCAGUAAGGUUGACGGCGCCUGCACGUGCAGAAGUGGGUGGACAGGAGGCAACUGUAGCGACGACAUCAACGAGUGUACAGCACACAGCUCCUCUCCCUGUGUGGCCAACUCCACCUGUCACAACACCAACGGCAGCUACCUGUGUGUCUGCGACACUGGCUACCACACACAUGCAGACGGCAAUUGCACAGAGUGUGUGAACAACACCUACGGCACUAACUGCAGUACUCAGUGUCACUGUAACGUCACCAACACUGUGUCAUGUCACCAUGUCACUGGCAACUGCACCUGUAAACAAGGAUGGAAUGGGACCACGUGUGAUGAUGACCUGGAUGAAUGUUCAUCAAACACACAUAACUGUACCAGCUCUCAUCAGACGUGUAUCAACACUGUGGGUGGCUUUACCUGUGUGUGCACUGACGGUUAUCACUACAACGCAUCCAUGGUGUGCGAGGCGUGUGCAGCGGAAACGUUCGGGAGAAACUGUUCCUCCUCUUGCACCUGCGUCACCAACAACACUGCCAGCUGCAACAACGUUAACGGCAGCUGCACGUGUAACAGCGGGUGGAAUGGAACGAACUGUGAGCAAGACAUCAACGAAUGUGAACAACAUUCUCCACCUUGUGUCGCCAACCUUACCUGUGUUAACACCAAUGGCAGCUACCUGUGUGUCUGUAACCCUGGCUAUCAGACACUACUAGACGGAAACUGUACAGCCUGCACUGGGAACACAUUUGGUGCUAACUGCAGUAAGCAGUGCCUGUGCAACUUGACCAACACCGUGUCCUGUGACCACGUGACAGGAAAGUGUAACUGUAAGAGAGGAUGGGACGGUGCCACGUGUAACAUAAAAGAUCAGUGUCCUAAUGUGUCGAGCAACUGUACGGGAGACAAGGAGCGAUGUAACAACACUGAGAACGGCCCCGAGUGUGUGUGUGAGGACGGGUAUCACUACAACGCUUCCGGCGUGUGUGUGGAAUGUUCAACGGGAACUUACGGAGGAAACUGUUCUUCACUUUGUACCUGCAUCACCAACAACACUGUCAACUGCAGUAAGGUUGACGGCGCCUGCACGUGCAGAAGUGGGUGGACAGGAGGCAACUGUAGCGACGACAUCAAUGAGUGUACAGCACACAGCUCCUCACCCUGUGUGGCCAACUCCACCUGUUACAACACCAACGGCAGCUACCUGUGUGUCUGCGACACUGGCUACCAAACACAUGCAGACGGCAAUUGCACAGAGUGUGUGAACAACUACUACGGCACUAACUGCAGCAGCCAGUGUCAGUGUGACGUCACCAACACUAUGUCGUGUGAUCACGUGACUGGCAACUGUACCUGUGAGGAAGGAUGGACAGGUGCAAGCUGUGAGCUGGAUGUAGACGAGUGUUUAGCUAAUGUAUCAAUUUGUAACGGUCCUCACGAGGUGUGUAACAACACAUUAGGGGGACACGACUGUCUGUGUGUGGACGGCUAUCAGAAGAACGGCACCAACACCUGCACAGCCUGCACUGGCAACACAUUCGGUGCUAACUGCAGUGAGCAUUGUGAGUGUAACGUCACCAACACCGUGUCCUGUGACCACGUGACAGGAAGCUGUAACUGUAGCAAAGGAUGGGUUAGUGCCACGUGUAACAUAAAAGAUCUGUGUUCGAAUCUCACACUCAACUGUACGGGAGACAAGGAGAGAUGUAACAACACUGAGAACGGCCCCGAGUGUGUGUGUGAGGACGGGUAUCACUACAACGCUUCCGGCGUGUGUGUGGAAUGUUCGUCGGGAACUUACGGAGGAAACUGUUCUUCAACUUGCACCUGUGUCACCAAUAACACUGUCAACUGCAGUAAGGUUGACGGCGCCUGCACGUGCAGAAGUGGGUGGACAGGAGGCAACUGUAGUGACGACAUCAACGAGUGUACAGCACACAGCUCCUCACCCUGUGUGGCCAACUCCACCUGUUACAACACCAACGGCAGCUACCUGUGUGUCUGCGACACUGGCUACCAAACACAUGCAGACGGCAACUGCACAGAGUGUGUGAACAACACCUACGGCACAAACUGCAGCAGUCAGUGUCAGUGUAACGUCACCAACACUGUGUCAUGUCACCAUGUCACUGCCAACUGUACCUGUAAACAAGGAUGGUCAGGAUCCAAGUGUAAUGAUGACCUGGAUGAAUGUUCAUCAAACACACAUAACUGCACCAGCUCUCACCAGAUGUGUAUCAACUCUGCGGGUGGAUUUACCUGUGUGUGCGCUGAUGGCUAUCACUACAAUGCAUCCAUGGUGUGCGACGCGUGUGGGCCGACAGCCUUCGGGCGAAACUGUUCUCUGACUUGCCCCUGCGUCACCAACAACACUGUCAGCUGCAACAACGUUAACGGCAGCUGCACGUGUAACAGCGGGUGGAAUGGAACGAAAUGUGAGCAAGACAUCAACGAGUGUGCACAAAGUCCUCCUCCUUCUUGUGUCGCCAACUCUACCUGUGUUAACACCAAUGGCAGCUACCUGUGUGUCUGCAACACUGGCUAUCAGACACUACUAGACGGAAACUGUACAGAGUGUACCAAUGACACCUACGGCUCUAACUGCAGUACUCAGUGUCAGUGUAACGUCACCAACACUGUGUCAUGUCACCAUGUCACUGGCAACUGUACCUGUAAACAAGGAUGGACAGGACCAACAUGUGAUACAGACAUCGAUGAGUGUGUGACACACAACUGCAGUGGUCAGAAUGAGAUGUGUCACAACACUGCUGGCGGCUACGACUGUGUGUGUGUCACCGGCUAUCAGAGGAGUGCAUCCAGCAUCUGCAUCCCGUGUGCCGCGGGAACAUACGGGAACAAUUGCACUUUACCUUGCACCUGCAUCACCAACAACACUGCCAACUGCAGCAACGUUGACGGCGCGUGCACGUGCAACAUCGGGUGGAGAGGAAAAAGCUGUGAACAAGACAUUGAUGAGUGUAAACAGAGUCCUCCACCUUCUUGUGUCGCCAACUCCACCUGUUCCAACACUAACGGCGGCUACCUGUGUGUCUGCGACACUGGCUUCCAUUCACUUUUAGACGGAAACUGCACAGCCUGCACUGGGAACACAUUUGGUGCUAACUGCAGUCGUCAAUGUCAGUGUAACGUCACCAACACCGUGUCCUGUGACCACGUGACAGGAAGCUGUAACUGUAGCAAAGGAUGGGACGGUGCCAUGUGUAACAUAAAAGAUCUGUGUUCUAAUCACACACUCAACUGUACGGGAGACAAGGAGCGAUGUAACAACACUGAGAACGGCCCCGAGUGUGUGUGUGAGGACGGGUAUCACUACAACGCUUCCGGCGUGUGUGUGGAAUGCUCGUCGGGAACUUACGGAGGAAACUGUUCUUCAACUUGCACCUGCAUCACCAACAACACUGUCAACUGCAGUAAGGUUGACGGCGCCUGCACGUGCAGAAGUGGGUGGACAGGAGGCAACUGUAGCGACGACAUCAACGAGUGUACAGCUCACAGCUCCUCACCCUGUGUGGCCAACUCCACCUGUUACAACACCAACGGCAGCUACCUGUGUGUCUGCGACACUGGCUACCAAACACAUGCAGACGGCAACUGCACAGAGUGUGUGAACAACACCUACGGCUCUAACUGCAGCAGUCAGUGUCAGUGUAACGUCACCAACACUGUGUCAUGUCACCAUGUCACUGGCAACUGUACCUGUAAACAAGGAUGGACAGGAUCUACAUGUGAUGAUGACCUGGAUGAAUGUUCAUCAAACACACAUAACUGUACCAGCUCUCAUCAGACGUGUAGCAACACUGUGGGUGGAUUUACCUGUGUGUGCACUGACGGCUAUCACUACAACGCAUCCAUGGUGUGCGAGGACAUCGAUGAGUGUGUGACACACAACUGUAGUGGUCAGAAUGAGAUGUGUCACAACACUGCUGGCAGCUAUGAGUGUGUGUGUGUGGCCGGCUAUCAGAAGGGGACAUCGAGCAUCUGCAUCCAAAUGACUAAGGUGACCAUUGAGAUGACUUUGAGUGUGGAAGUCGGUGACAAGUUCAGUCAGACAGACUGGAUGACGUGUCGUCACCGGCUUUUAAAAAUUUGUCUAAAGAGAUCACUAGAGAGCUCUGGCGGCUAUUGAAUGAUACCAAUUAUGUUCAAAGCAUCAUCAUCACGUCUAUCCGCCUGGGGAGCGUCACGUUUACUGCUGAGAUAA
Molecule: messenger RNA, 7183 nt
Organism: Pomacea canaliculata
Lineage: Eukaryota; Metazoa; Mollusca; Gastropoda; Architaenioglossa; Ampullariidae
Product: multiple epidermal growth factor-like domains protein 6
Exons: 34
Coding region: 149-7108 (2319 amino acids)
Molecular function (GO): calcium ion binding
Source: RefSeq, a predicted model, not a curated record